AUGCCAAAACUUAAAAGAAAAAUUAAAUUAUGUAAAGAACUUGCAGCUGCUAAGAAAACCAAAACAUCAAAUAAAAAUAAUUUAGUAAAUAUUGAAGCUUUCAAUAAUGAUAGUGAUGUAGAGAAUUUAGGUGUUGAGGAAUUAUCAAAUAAUGUGGUUAAAGGAGAUUCAAGUAAUGAAGUUGGAGGAUAUUUAGAAAUUGAAAUUGAUGAGGAUUUUGAGUGGUUUGAUAAUGAAAUUGAAAAAAAUGCUGAGUCCCUUUAUGAUGUUUUGUCAAAUAAUAUAGAAAAUAAAGAUGCUGAAAAAAAUGGACAAACAUUAGAUAGUUUCUUUUCUUUUAAUAAUACAGUUGAUGAUGAAGUUAAUCAUGAAAAGGAAAAUUACUCAAGCUUAGCUAUAAACAAAAUUGAAUUAAAAUUAAGUGCAGAAAAUUUAGACAAUUGUGAAGAUUUGGAAUAUUUACAAUGA
Molecule: messenger RNA, 468 nt
Organism: Entrophospora candida
Lineage: Eukaryota; Fungi; Glomeromycota; Glomeromycetes; Entrophosporales; Entrophosporaceae
Source: the annotation of a GenBank genome assembly